Molecule: messenger RNA, 2596 nt
Organism: Engraulis encrasicolus (European anchovy)
Lineage: Eukaryota; Metazoa; Chordata; Actinopteri; Clupeiformes; Engraulidae
Gene: hnrnpm
Product: heterogeneous nuclear ribonucleoprotein M
Exons: 16
Coding region: 203-2359 (718 amino acids)
Cellular component (GO): cytoplasm; ribonucleoprotein complex; nucleus
Molecular function (GO): mRNA binding
Source: RefSeq, a predicted model, not a curated record
UUCUUUAAAUCCGCCAUUUCAACCAGUCGGACGGUAACUGCGUGCCGCCCUCAACGUGAUUUUGCGAGUUGUGAUUCGUAAAACUUAAAAUAUACGAAUAAUAUACCUGCAUGCAUUAGGAGUUUUUCUUGGAAGAGUUUAAUUUCAAGCAAAUCUCUCCGGAAAAAUUGUUGGAUACCAACGAUUGAAUAUCACGUUCAAAAUGUCGACUGAGGCUGCACCGGAGAAACCAGGCCAGGGUGAGGUGAAUGGCAAGGCCAACCACGAAUCCAGGAAGGAGAGGCCCCAGAAACGCGGCGGUGGCGGCGGGCGCUUUGAACCCUAUGGAAACCCCAAGAGAUACCGGGUCUUUGUCAGUAACAUUCCCUAUGAUGUUAAAUGGCAGGCACUCAAAGACCUGAUGAAGGAGAAAGUGGGUGAGGUUACGUACGUGGAACACUUAACGGACGCAGAAGGAAAAUCAAGGGGCUGCGCGAUUGUCGAGUUCAGGACUGAGGAGCUUAUGAAGAAAGCUGUGGAGAAGGUCAACAAGCACACGUUCAAUGGACGUCCUCUCAAAGUCAAAGAAGACCCUGACGGUAUGAUCGCCCAGCGCGAGGCCCAGAGGUCCCAGGGAGGCGGCGGAGGAGGCCACCCAGGCGGCAUGGGAGGCAACAUGGGUGGCAUGGGCGGUGGGAUGGGCAACAUGGGUGGAGGCAUGGGUAACAUGGGCGGAAACAUGGGAGGGGGUAUGGGCAACAUGGGAGGUGGGAUGGGCAACAUGGGCGGAAACAUGGGAGGAGGAAUGGGCAUGGGUAUGGGCAUGGGGCCUGGACCAGUCAACAUUCCUCCCAGCCUCCUCAACAACCCCAACAUCCCCAACGAGAUCAUCCACGGUCUGCAGAACGGAAAGAUUGGAAGCACCGUGUUUGUUGCCAAUCUGGAUUACAAGGUCGGCUGGAAGAAACUGAAGGAGGUGUUUGGCAUGGCAGGGGUGGUGGUUCGUGCAGACAUCCUUGAAGACAAGGAUGGCAAGAGCAGAGGAAUGGGAACAGUUACCUUCGACCUCCCCCUUGAAGCUGUCCAGGCUGUCUCUAUGUUCAAUGGACAACUCCUCUUCAACCGCGUCAUGCAUGUGAAGCUGGACGAGAAGUCUCUGCCAAAGGGAGACUUCGCACCUCCAGAGAGGCCACCUGCUCUCCCCCGUGGCCUUAGUGGAAUCGGUCUUGGACUUGGACCUGGUGGCCAACCCAUUGAUGCCACCCAGAUGAACCGCGGAGGCGGCGGUGGUGGUGGUGGCGGUAACGGAGGAAUGGGCAACAUGGGUCCUGGAGGAAUGGAUGGAAUGGGCUUUGGUGGCAUGGGUCGCAUGGGAGGAAUGGACAACUUUGGCGGUGGCAUGAACAACAUGGAUCGCUUCGGACCCUCUGGGGGAAUGGGAAGAAUGAAUGACAUGGAUCGUAUUGGUGGAGCCUUUGACAGAGAAUUUCGCAACGACAUGGGCAUGUCUCGCAAUAACUUUGGCGACUCUUUCGACAGGGGAAUGGGCAACUCGAUGGGAAUGGACCGCAUGAACUCCGGAAUGGACAGAAUGGGCUCCGGCAUGGACCGCAUGUCCGGCAUGGACCGAAUGGGUAUGGACCGCGUGUCUGAUCUGGACAGGCUGGGGGGUUCUGGCUUUGACCGCAUGGGUUCUGGGCUGGACCGGCUGGGGCCCAGUAUGGACAGGCUGGGUGGUACCGGCCUGGACCGCAUGAGCUCCAGCGUGGACCGGCUAGGCCCUGCCGGCUUUGACCGCCUGGGCCCGUCCAGUUUAGAGCGCAUGAGCGGCGGGGGGAGCCUGGACUUCAACUCCCCCAUGGGUGGCGGCAUGAACAGGAUGAACACUGACCUAGACCGCAUGGGUGGCUCCAACUUCGACCGCAUGGGCUCCGUUGGAGGCAUGGAUCGCUUCCCCACCGCCGGCCUCGACCGCAUGGCUUCCAACAUGGACCGCAUGGGCAACACCGGAGUGGGAGGAGGCCAGUUCGACAGACCCGCGGAGAUGGACCGCGGCAACUUCAACAACAAUAACCUCCCCUUUGGUGGCGGAGCGGGCAUCGGAGGCGGCGGUCCUGGAGCAGGGGUGAACGCCAGGAAGGGCUGCCAGAUCUUUGUCAGAAAUCUGCCGUUUGACUUCACCUGGAAGAGUCUAAAGGAUACCUUCAACUCAUGCGGAAUUGUGCAAUAUGCUGAUAUCAAGAUGGAGAAUGGAAAGUCCAAGGGAUGUGGUGUGGUUCGUUUCGACAACCCAGAGACCGCGGAGAGGGCGUGCCGCACCAUGAAUGGCUACAGGCUGAACGGAAGAGAAAUUGACGUCAGGAUCGACAGGAACGCAUAAGCCCCCACCCACCCCCACUGCAGUUCAUCUCAGCUGAUACAUCCUGUCCUCUGACCCACGACCUUCCACAGUUUUUCGAUGUUCGUGAUGGUGCAUUUUAUGUCUGCACUUUUUAAGUUUUUUGGCUAAAUGAGUUUUUAGUGACCAAAUUUUAUUUUUUUUCCCCUCAGUGUUCUUGUUCUUGCCUUUUUGUGUAAAGGUUUGUUAAUAAACAUCAAAACCUUCACGUUUUUUCAA